This is a messenger RNA of Hibiscus syriacus, 399 nucleotides long. RefSeq names its product CRIB domain-containing protein RIC10-like. The record is from RefSeq and is a predicted model, not a curated record. The transcript is spliced from 4 exons. Lineage: Eukaryota; Viridiplantae; Streptophyta; Magnoliopsida; Malvales; Malvaceae. The coding region runs from base 1 to 399 and encodes 132 amino acids.
AUGACCGGCAAGAUCAAAGGCAUCCACAAAGGCUUCAAAUCUCUUGUACAAAUCUUUGUUGUGAAAGAGCGAGAGAUGGAAAUUGGUCACCCGACAGAUGUUAUACACGUGGCACACAUUGGUGUGGAUCACUCUUCCGCCGUUAAUCCCAGUUGGAUGAAUGAAUUCAAGAUUGGUCCCAACAAAACAGUAAAACCAAUCAACACCAGAGUUUCUCAACCUACGGCUCUUUCAACUUGGUCCCCUCAAGAUGUUGAUCAAUCAAUGGGGUCUCAUCCAGCAACAGAAAUGACCAGAAAUCGGUCUUGCACGGAUCUUCCAAAUCUUAAUAAGAAGCGAAAAUGCAGAAAGAAGAGCGCUUCCAUGUCCGAGUCAUCAUGCAAGGGCAUUUCUUAUUAA